ACCGGCUGCACCCCGAAUCCCUCUCCGGUCCGGAGCCGGGAGGGACCCGCACCCCGAGCCGGCUGCAUCCCGAGCCGGGAGGGACCCGCACCCCGAGCUAGCUGCACCCCGAGCCGGGAGGAACCCGCAUUCCGCUCCGCUCCCGAGCCGGUAAGGAGCUGCAUCCCGCUCCGCUCCUGAACCGGGAGGGACCCGCAUCCCGACACGGUCCUGAACCCGGAGGGACCUGUAUCCCGAACCGGGAGGGACCCGCAUCCCGAACCGGGAGGGACCCGCAUCGCCCUCGGUCCUGAACCAGGAAGGGCCCGCAUCCCGCUCCGAACCCGAUCCGGGAGGGACCUGCAUCCCGAACCGGCUGCACCCAAACCGGGAGGGACCGACAUCCUGCUCUGGUCCCAAACUGGGAAGGACCCGCAUCCCUCUCUGGUCCUGAACAGGGAAGGAUCUGCAUCCCGAACUGACUGCACCCUGCAUUGGGAGGAAUCUGCACCCCAAUGCAGCUGCAAGCAAAUUCAGAGGGACCCGUGCCCUGAACUAGCUGUGCACCCCAGUCCAGCUGUGCCUGAACUGGGAGGGACCUGUGCCCCAAACUAGUGGUGUGCCUUGACAUGGCUGGGCACCCUGCUCCAGCUGCCCCCAGAGACAGGAGGGACUUGCACCUCAAACCAGCCAUGCACCCCAAACCGACUGUACCCUGAACCAACCAUGCACCCCAAAAUGGCUGCACCCUGAACCAGGAGGGACCUGCACCCCAAACUAGCUCUGUGCCCCAAACUUCUUGUACCCUGAUCCUACUGCGCCCUAACCAGGAGGGACCCGAACCCCAAAGCGUCCGUGUGCCUGCUCUGUCUCCAUUGUGGUGCGAUGGAUAACGCUCUGCCGCUGGAAGCGGAGCUGGAGCACCAGUGGCUACUCAACACCUCCCUGAAUGAGUCCCUUCCGAACCAGUUUGUGCAGCCCCCGUGGCAGGUGGCCCUGUGGGCUGUCGCCUAUGCCCUCAUCGUGGUGGUGUCGGUGGUGGGGAACGUGGUGGUGAUGUGGAUCAUCCUGGCUCACAAGAGGAUGCGCACCGUCACCAACUACUUCUUGGUGAACCUGGCUUUUGCCGAAGCCUCCAUGUCUGCCUUCAACACGGUGGUGAACUUCACUUACGCCAUCCACAACGAGUGGUACUACGGGCUGCUCUACUGCAAGUUUCACAACUUCUUCCCCAUCGCUGCUGUCUUCGCCAGCAUCUACUCCAUGACAGCCAUUGCCCUGGACAGGUACAUGGCUAUCAUCCACCCGCUGCAACCUCGGCUCUCGGCCACCGCCACCAAGGUGGUCAUUGGUGUUAUCUGGCUCCUGGCUUUCCUGCUGGCUUUCCCCCAGGGUUACUACUCGGUGAUGGAGAAGCUGCCAGGGCGGCUGGUGUGUCUGGUGGAGUGGCCAGAGCACAGCACUAAAGCGUACGGAAAAAUGUAUCACUUCUGCAUGACCAUCCUGAUCUACUUCUUGCCACUUCUGGUGAUAGGAUGUGCCUAUACUGUAGUUGGCAUCACCCUCUGGGUGAGCGAGAUACCCGGUGACAACUCCGACCGCUACCAUGAGCAGGUCUCAGCAAAGCGGAAGGUAGUGAAGAUGAUGAUCAUCGUGGUAUGCACAUUCGCGCUGUGCUGGCUGCCCUACCACAUCUACUUCACCCUGCAGUAUUUCAACCCCGAGUGGUAUCUGCAGAAGUUCAUCCAGCAAGUUUACCUGGCUAUCAUGUGGCUGGCCAUGAGCUCCACCAUGUACAACCCCAUCAUCUACUGCUGCCUCAAUGACAGGUUCCGCGUGGGGUUCAAACAUGCAUUUCGGUGGUGCCCAUUGGUCAGUGCCGGUGAGUAUGAGGGCCUGGAAAUGAAGUCAGCCCGGUACCUGCAGACACAGAGCAGCAUGUAUAAGGUCAGCCGGAUAGAGACCACUGUGUCCUCAGCAGUUGGCAUGGCCGAAGAGGAGCUGGAGGAGAGCAGCAAGGCCAAGCGUCUCUCCGUAGACAUGACCUCCAACGGCUCCUCCCGCAGUGACUCCAAAACAGUCUCCGAAAGCUUCAGCUUCUACUCCAACACACUCACCUAAGUGGCUCCCCGGCUCUGCCAGCCGCUCACAAGAAUGCCACCAUGCCCCCUGCCUCACUGGGAUGCUCAAUCCACCCUGCGUCAUCACCCCGGUUUGUGAUGUGCCGGCUUUUUUCUGUGCUGUUUUACUGUCUCUUGCUGUGCUGCUCGCUAUCCUUGCGCGAGCCCAAGAGCAAAAGCUUUGUAUUAGUUUCAUGCGCUCCACCAUGGCUUGUGCCCAAACGCAAGGGAGGUUUGGCUGGCCUCCGCAUUGCUCGCUGCCUGUCCAACCUACCACAUACUGUGCAGGUGGAUAGGAUGCAAAAAUGGGACAGAGCUGGGUUUUUUCUCCUAAACCAUAAGUGCAACGUUCGCAGGCGCUUCCCUGUUCUCUGCAAAGCAGCAGGGAUCUUCCAGUGCAUCCUGCCCCACAGGAAAAUGAACCAGUCUUGCACUUUCCUCCUCCCACCUUUAAUUUCAUUCUCCCUGUCACUCUCAGUUGAAUAUCCAGAAGGAUAUUCAAUUAAAAAACCCAGUUAAAAAAAAAAAAAGCUAUUUUCAAUUUUGGGAGCCUGUACAUCCCCAGGACACCACCGGCACCAACUCAGAUCCAGACAUUUCUGCACGGUCCCAACUCAUCUCUGGCACCCGCAUCCCUCUGCACGACGGUCUUUUGUUGCCACUCCACAACACAGCUCAUCCAAACACGGCUCUUGAAAAAGGAUUUCUGAACUAAGCCAGACUUUGGUUGCUGUUAAUAAACCAUAUGUGCCAAAAGCAAUCACUGUGAUUUCCUAAAAGGCCCAAGCUGAUGUCUCUUGGAUAGAUUUUGGAGGCAUGUGGAGGUCUGGAGAAGAAGAGACUGACUGUACCAAAAUGUUUUUCAUACCCUGGAAAUAUCUACAGCUGCACAGAAAGGGGCAUGGUAGGAUUCCAUCAGAAAAGCAAAGUUUUGCCAACAUACAAGGUUUGAAGGGAGACAGGGAUUUUGCAGACAUUUUUUACUCAGAGGAGGGUUGAAAUUAUUUACUUCCACUUUCUGGAUUUUGUUUUAAUUAGGGAAACUUUUUCCUUUUCAUCCCCCCAUCUUUUGCAUAAAACAUUAAGUUUAUGAUGUGUACAUGGAUAUAUCUAUUUUAAUCCUGUUAUGAUGGAUAAUUUUCACUGGGGCUGUUCAUAUUAAGGACUCCUUUGGUCAGCAAAUGUAUGAACAUACACUCAAAGGGGGAAAAAAGUAAAUAAAAUGAGAAGUGGGGAAACUUGGCUUGUCGGAAACAAACCCACAAGUUGGGGGCAAUUUUGGGGCAGUUGUAUCGACUGCUCCUUGCUGCUGGUCCAAUCUCUCACUUUUGGUGUAGAAAUCAGACUCCUAAAAUGGAUUCACUGCAAGAUAGAGAAACGCUGGAGAUGCAUGACAGAUUUUCACAGGGCAAGGAAACCGCUCAUUUAUUUUAAAGCAUCUGAACAUCAGACCCCACUGGGCACUCAGCAAUUUCUGCAAGUAAAGCAGAGAUGAUUUUUGGAGCUUUUCAACUCUUCAGCCUCCAAACUGGCUGUUGGAAAAUCCAGUCAUUAAUAAAUCUCCAGCCACGAUGGUUCUUGGAGAUAAAAAUAUAAAUAUUUAAGCAGUGACUCCAGCAGAAAUUAAAUGAACGGGCAAAUAGAUGGAUCCAAGAGCAACAAAAUGGCUGCAAAACUGGAUUGACAAUAAUGAUUAUCUUCAUUUUUACCCAAAAUCCUGCCAAGUGCCAUCAGUGAUGAGCAGCUCUUCCAGCCACUUCUACCUUCUUCCCGACUGCUGUGACUAUGUGACAUUAAACUACCAUGUGCUUCACGCACAUGCUGGAAUACAAUUUUUUUUUUCCCUGCUUAAACUUCUAUUUUUCACCAUUCUUGUCGCCUUAAGACAUACUCCCUUGCCGCUGCUUCCCAUGACCCUGCAGCAUGGAGAAGGGGCCAUGGUAUGAGCCUGCCUGGGGAUUUGGUUUUGCAAAAAACCACCAGCCCCCAGGCAGCAGCAACUGAAGGGAUGGGCGAUGCCAAGGGUUUUAACAGGAAACUUUUCCCACCAACUCCACAGGAGCUGUGCUGCCAAUACACGAGAAGGUGCUACAAAUCAGAGCCAAAUUCUGAUUUACUCCCAGCUGCCAACCCAAAUUGAAAA
Molecule: messenger RNA, 4242 nt
Organism: Grus americana (Whooping crane)
Lineage: Eukaryota; Metazoa; Chordata; Aves; Gruiformes; Gruidae
Gene: TACR1
Product: tachykinin receptor 1
Exons: 5
Coding region: 865-2100 (411 amino acids)
Biological process (GO): positive regulation of flagellated sperm motility; G protein-coupled receptor signaling pathway
Cellular component (GO): sperm midpiece; plasma membrane
Molecular function (GO): substance P receptor activity
Source: RefSeq, a predicted model, not a curated record